Haliotis rubra (blacklip abalone) is the source of this 746-nucleotide messenger RNA. RefSeq names its product excitatory amino acid transporter-like. NCBI's taxonomy places the organism in Eukaryota, Metazoa, Mollusca, Gastropoda, Lepetellida, Haliotidae. Gene Ontology annotation, biological process: L-glutamate transmembrane transport. The transcript has 3 exons. The record is from RefSeq and is a predicted model, not a curated record. Gene Ontology annotation, cellular component: plasma membrane. The coding region runs from base 1 to 507 and encodes 168 amino acids. Gene Ontology annotation, molecular function: neutral L-amino acid transmembrane transporter activity; L-glutamate transmembrane transporter activity; glutamate:sodium symporter activity.
AUGAAGGUAAAGAAAUGUCUCCGCGGGCACCUGCUGCUGCUGGCCACCGUCCUGUCUAUAGUGAUGGGGGUGACUAUCGGGAUGCUGUGCCGUCAGCUGAAACCCUCUGCUGGAACCAUCCUGAUCAUCGGCUUCCCGGGAGAACUGCUCAUGAGAAUGUUGAAGCUGCUCAUCCUCCCCUUGAUAGUUGCCAGUUUAAUCACAGGAAUCGCAAAUUUAGACGGCAAGUCAGCUGGUAAAAUGGGCGUGGUGACGCUGGCCUACUACAUCAGCAAUCUCACCACCGUCGUGGCUCUGGUUGUCGGUCUUACGCUCGUCCUCGCCAUCAGACCGGGAGUAGGCAACACGAUGGCGUCCACCACACAGGAGAGGCUGGAGCAGCUCCACAUCUCUCGCCCAUGGAUGCCUCUCUGGAUCUCCUCAGAAACAUCGUACCUGAGAACAUCGUGCAGGCAGCCAUUCAGCAAACGGGAACGAAAUAUGUUGACAAGGGGAGAACGGGCGUGAAUACGUCCCAUGUCACCCAGGAUCCAGGAAGAAAUACUUCCUAUGAAGAAGCACCGCCCCUAAAUAUGACUCCGCCACAGGCCACAGACAGAGGUACACUGGGAACAGAAGAGUGUAUGUUACAGGGAUGAACACAAUUGGUGAGAGAACAACAUAUUCAACAUAGUUUAUCCAUAGGAUUCAAACAUUGACCUUCAUUCGUGGGUUAUAUUGGGAUGUUUGCCCCUUCAACUAUUUUC